This is a messenger RNA of Gordionus sp. m RMFG-2023, 2076 nucleotides long. RefSeq names its product acetylcholinesterase-like. Gene Ontology annotation, biological process: acetylcholine catabolic process; choline metabolic process. Bases 220 to 2049 code for a protein of 609 amino acids. Gene Ontology annotation, cellular component: plasma membrane. Lineage: Eukaryota; Metazoa; Nematomorpha; Gordioida; Chordodea; Parachordodidae. Gene Ontology annotation, molecular function: acetylcholinesterase activity. The record is from RefSeq and is a predicted model, not a curated record. The transcript has 3 exons.
AAUACACUUUUCUUCCUUAUUCACCUAAUUAUUGUCAUCAACGUCAUACCCUUACAUCUAACCCAAGAUUCCUUAGCGCAUAACUCCAGCAAUAAGGAGAGGGAUUACAUAACGGUAUCUACUUACAAUGGUAGAAUAAGGGGUUAUAGGCUCAAACCACACCAAUUCGCUAUAUACCAUAAACAUGCCAAUAACGAUCUAUCGGCUGUGGACUGCUUCAUGGGUAUACCUUACGCUAAACCUCCCAUUAAUGAACUCCGCUUUCAGUCACCACAACCGAUUGAUCCAUUUUUUCAGGACUCGAUAUAUAAUGCCACUUCAUUGCCUAAUUCCUGCCCUCAACCGAUAGACAAUUUUUUUGGGGCCAAUUUUAAGGGCACGCAACAGUGGAAUGCCAAUACCGAUAUAAGCGAAGACUGCUUAUACCUUAACAUUUGGAGCCCAUUCCCGAGAAACGAAAACGAAAAAUUACCCGUGAUGAUUUGGAUUUACGGGGGAAGUUAUACCAGCGGGAGUGCUACAUUAAAAUUGUAUGAUGGAAAAAUAUUAGCCUCCCGUUUCCAUAUAUUAGUUGCCUCCAUGAAUUACAGAAUGGGCUCAUUGGGAUUUCUUUUCACUAACGAUCCGAUACAAAAUCCAGGUAACGCGGGUCUAUUAGAUCAGCUGUUAGCAAUCAAAUGGCUCAAAAGAAAUAUAGAACAUUUUGGUGGAGAUCCUGAGCGUAUAACAUUAGUGGGGGAAAGCGCAGGAGCUUCUAGUAUCGUUUAUCAUUUAUUAUCGCCUUCUAGUGCUCCUUAUUUUAACAGGGUUAUAUUGCAAAGCGGAGCCGCCGGGAAUCCAUGGGGACUCAUCGAAAGAUCCGAAGCUAUUCAGAGAGCUUUCAGACUAGGUCAAGCUUUGGGCUGUGAUCACGAUACCUACUAUCUCAACGAAACGAAGACUCCUCUAAAGUCUUUUGAAGAAAAUGAGUUCUUGUACCGAAUUGAUGGUCCAAUCAAAUACGAGUCUAUGCAGCUAGACGCAUCUAGAAAGUUGCUAAAAUGUCUACAGUCACAUAAUUUUGAGAAUAUAUUGAAUAAAGAACCAGCCGUUACUAGCAAUGCCAUGGAUUUUCCCUUCGCCCCCGUCAUAGAUGGUGAUUUCGUAAAAGCCCACCCACAGUAUCUUCUAAACAUGGGAUUAUUUAAAAAAGCAAGCGUACUUCUUGGAUCUAACUUACAUGAAGGUACAGCCUUCUUGGUAUACUAUUUGGAUAAAAUAUUUACUCCACUCCGAGAAAACGUGACGGUUUCAAACGAGGAACUGAUCUGGGCCAUCAAUCGCAUUUAUUAUAAAUUCAAUCAUAUAGCUCGAAACUCGGUAGCGCAACAUUACAAAGAUUGGGACCGGCCAGAAAGUUUGUUUGAAAAUGAGGGAAGUGAUCACAAUAUUAACAAAAUUGAUGAUAUGGCUGGAGAUUAUUGGUUCACCUGCCAUGUUAAUGAACUAGCCGAUCAAUAUUCGAAGGGUGGGCAAAGCGUUUACAUGUAUCAAUUUAGUCAUAGAUCUUCUCUAAAUCCUUGGCCAAAGUGGAUGGGAGUAAUGCACGGAGACGAAAUAGCAUAUAUGCUAGGGGAACCCUUGAAAAUCGGCUCUAGAUAUACUGACCACGAAAAGGAUCUCAGUUUAAAUAUGAUGCGAUUUUGGACAAACUUCAUUAAACAUGGGGACCCAAAUAAAAAUGGGGAAUAUGAUUGGACAGGAAUCCGUUGGCCUGAAUAUUCUUAUAAGAGCAAAGAUUGUCUAGAUUUAAAUAUUAAAAUGAAUCGAUAUGAUUUCAAUAUAACUAAAGCUCCAAGACUUAAACAUUGCGCUUUUCAAACUUUCUUAUCAAAAUUACAAAAAGAUACAGAGCUACUAAAAUUAGAAUCGUCUUGUCCAGUUUCACCGAUUCCAAAAAAAUCUUAUGCCAUUCGUCUUAACGACCCCACAAAUACUAAUAUAAAUACUUUUAAUUUAAUAACAGUAAUUUAUAUAGUCUUAAACCACAUAUUUGUACAUCAUAUAUAAAAGUUAUAAUUGUAAUAUGAUAUUGAA